AUGCGGACGCCGACGCCGACAUUUAUUUCAUGUGACCCUAGACUUUCGGUCAAGGAAAUAUAUCAAUGGGAGUUAGAAUGGUAUCUAAACAUCGAUAAAUUACAGAAUCGUAUUUGCGCGACAUUAGCUGAUACAGAGCAUUUAACAAAAGCCGUCCAAACUGUGCAACGAACAAUACAAUUGAAUGAAAAUGGAUUCACUGCAGAAAACAAAACUGCUUCAACAAAUGAUGAUUUAUUUUCAAGAAUGUAUUAUCGUCAACUAUGCACUAAAGGUAGUGGUGAAACACAUAUUCAUUUUGAAGCUUAUCAAUUAAUUGAAUCACUAGUAGGUUUAUUGAGAGAUCCAUUAACGAUCUAUGAGUGGUCAAAUGAUUCGAUUAAAUUAAUACCCAAAAGUGUAUACGUAACUAGUAAUGUAAGCGUCCAGUCAAAACGACAUGUAUUACUGAUACCUGUAGCGCCGUAUGUAGUAUUCGAUGAGACAAACAAUAAUGACGAUCAGUUAUCGAAUUAA
This is a messenger RNA of Didymodactylos carnosus, 516 nucleotides long. NCBI's taxonomy places the organism in Eukaryota, Metazoa, Rotifera, Eurotatoria, Philodinida, Philodinidae. The record is from the annotation of a GenBank genome assembly.